Lepus europaeus (European hare) is the source of this 3879-nucleotide messenger RNA. RefSeq names its product photoreceptor cilium actin regulator (gene PCARE). Gene Ontology annotation, cellular component: photoreceptor outer segment; photoreceptor inner segment. The record is from RefSeq and is a predicted model, not a curated record. Gene Ontology annotation, biological process: photoreceptor cell outer segment organization; protein localization to photoreceptor outer segment. Lineage: Eukaryota; Metazoa; Chordata; Mammalia; Lagomorpha; Leporidae. The coding region runs from base 1 to 3879 and encodes 1292 amino acids. The transcript is spliced from 2 exons.
AUGGGCUGCACACCUUCACACACUAACAUUGUGAACAGCGUGGCAAAGAGUGGCAUCCAGUUUUUGAAAAAGCCCAAAGGCAUUUUGCCAGGACGCCAGGGAGACAGUGAAAGAGGCUCCAUCCCUUUGCUGGUGAGAAGUUCCACCUGCUAUGACUCUGGGAGGGACCUGUCCUGCGGACCAAGGCUGGCAGAGGCGCAACCGAAACACAGGAGGACACAAACCACCGCUGAAGGUCAGUUCAUGAGAGACCCUGCUUCGGGCAACAGGAAAGAUAAGGCAGAACUGAUCCCAGGCGGCCAAAGCUCCCCAGCCCAGCUGAACAAAGCCCAAAGCCACGUGGCUAGAGACGGCUCAUUCCAGACACUGGCCUGCCACGGGAUGCAAGGGGAGGACAAUGAGGGAAGUGCUACCCAGGAGACCACCAAAUGGGAAAAGAAGCCAAAAUGCCACGGGUCCAGCAAACAGGGCCCUGGCUGCCAACCCAUCCCGCCUGCUCCUGGGUGGGCAGGCAAAGUGGACUUCCCCGAGCCCCUGGUGAAGGCCCACCAGCACGCCUACACCUAUCUGCACCGCAGCCUCUCCAAGUACGAGGCCAUCGUGUGCCUGGUGCAGCGGGCCACCCAGACCCGGGAGCUGCUGCAGCCCCUGCUCGGCUUCCUGCUGCGGUGCUUCGAGGAGGUCAGCCAGCUCCUGGGGGAGAUCGCCAAGGGCGGAGAGGAGCUCCUCCAGGAAGUCCGGGAGGAUCUGGCAUGGCCGCUGGGGAAGGGAGAGCCCCAGGAGCAGCCAGAUCUCCUGCAGCAGCUGCUGCAGUACACGGUGGGCCGGCUGCAGGCGCUCCACGGCGCGGCGGCCUCGCUCACCGGCAGCUCCCUGGAAGGCUGCCACCGCUCCCUCCACUCCACGGCAAGCCACCUGGAAACCAAGCUGAGCACCAAGAGGGGAGUGGAGGAACGCCUGCUGAGGGCUCUGGGGCAACUGGAGAGCCUGGCCGGUGGCCGUGGAGACCCUGGGCUGCAGGGUCUGCCCCUGUGCUCCGAGGACAGCGGCAUCGGCGCCGACAGUGAGUCCGUGCAUUCCGUGGACAAGCUGGGCAGGCAAGGCAGCUGGGACUCAACACCAGAGCCUGCAGAAUGGAAGUCCAGGAUCUUACCCCAGACGGAGGCCAGGCUGCCGGGACACGCCUGGCAGCAAAACCCGUGCUGGGUGGGCUCAGACAGACCCCAGGACUGCCCGCUCUCAACACCAACUAGGGCAAAGAUUCAGCCAGCCGCCCAGCGAGAAGUGAGCAGCUCUGGGCCCUGCAGCACAAGCCUGGGAAAGAGCAGCCCCAGGCAUUUGGAGCCAGGCAAGAGCAGGCUGGGCGAGCCUCCUGGGGGUGGGGGCCCCGCAGAAGCACAUCUGUCCAAGGGAUGGGAGUUGACAGCUCCAGCCCUUAGCGAGCCUGAGGACAGCAGCCCAGAGGAGGAGGAUGAAGUGAGCGGCACGAUUCCAUGCACAUGGCAGGAAAAGGCUCCACCGUCAAGGCCACGGUCAUCACCUGCUAGCCCGAAAAGCCCAUUUCAGCCCCACUGCAGGAGGCUUAGGAGCCCCCAGGCCCAGGAAAUGAUUCUGAAGAUGAAGGAAGCCAUCAGUGAGAGGAUCAAGUUUGUCCCUGUGCCCUCUGCGCACCAGGACUGGGCUGAGGAGGAAGACGAUGCGACAGUGGUCCCACCAAGGCCUAACACAGUCAGUGGCAGCAGGAGGGCCCCCGAGAGGCAGAGGAGGUCCCAGUCGGAUGCUUGUCUCAAGACUCCCAUGGAGGACCCCACCCUCCAGGAGCUGCGGAGGAUCCAGUGGGACCUCGGCCAGAGGCUGGAGGCCUUUUAUGCCUUGGGCACUGAGCGGCAGGGUCACAGCAAGGAGCGGAUUCUGCCGCCCAGAGCAGCAGUGCUAUGGCCCGGCGACAGCUCCAGGGUCAGCCCCAGCACCACCACCAGCAAGCUCAAGGCCUCCCUCACCAAGAACUUCAGCAUCCUGCCGAGCCAGGACAAGAGCCUUGUGCAGAGGUGCAGCCCCCACCCCGAGGCGGACCAGCCGUGGCAGAGGAAAGCCGAGAAGCUUCCAAACGCCACCGGGUCCAGGGAGAGGGACUGCGAGGCCCCGGGGCCCAGGGACUGGAAUGCCAGGGGCUGUCCCUCCAGGACGUCAGUCAAGAAACUCAUUGAGACUUUCAGUGCCACCGAGAGUCUGAGGCCCCCGGGGGACAGCAAGAGCCCUGGGUCAAGCCCCUUCCUCAGGAAGUGGGGGGUCCCCAUCAUGCCUCCUAGAUUUCCCAUCUACAGGGGUCUUGCCCCUUUGUAUCCUAAACCCCAAAUUUCUCCAGCAGCAGGCAGAGACUUUCUCGGAGUGGGCGUGGCCUGGAGGCCCCUCACACCUGCCCUUCCCCCUCUGCCUCCAGCGGAAGACCCCAACAGCGAGGACGUGAGCUGGGAGGGCGAGGGGGACCCAGGGCCUCUCCCCCCACCACCCCUGGAAAUCCUGAUGGACACAUCAUUUGCUUCUCUGGAGCCCCCAGGGAGCACUGUGCCUGCAGGCAGCUCCCCCACAGAGCCCCGGGGAGCAGGGCUAGCAAGGGCCUGCCCUCCGGGAGGGACGUGCACUUCCCCAAAGUUAAGAGCCUCCAUGGGCCCCAGGGACGUGCUGCCUAGCAAGAGCACCGCCAGCCCCUCCAGGCCCCGCAGCACGGGGCCAGCGGGCAGCAAGGUGAGCUGCAGUCCCAGAAGGCCCGCCUUGGACCUGCACCACUCGCCAGCACCCAAGCCAAACCCAGAGGGAGCCAGCGCACAAGCAGAGAAGGCUGCAAGCCUCGCCAAGCAUCCCCAGAAGGCCAGCGCCUGGCACCGCUCCAGCCCCACGUCUGGGCAAAACAGGACCUCAGAACCCAGCCUGGCCAGACCACCACGAGGACCACGAUCUGCUGAGGUCCCGAGGCCGGGCCGAGAGAGAAGCCCCAAGGUGGUCAGGAAGACCUCUCCCCCCAGGGCCCAUUGGGCACCCCAAGCAGACAAGAAGCACCGGAGCCUGCCCGCCUCUCACAGGCCUGCUCAGAGUCCCCCCGCGGCGCACAGCUCCCCCAGCCCACCACUCAGCCCUGCAGCUCCCAGCCCUCCGGUGAGCCCCAGGGUGCUGAGCCCACCCCCAACAAAGAGGCGAACCUCCCCUCUGCCCCCGCACAAGCUGCCCAGCCCUCCUCCAGUGAGCCCCCCCACGCAGCACCCAGAAGCAAACUCCCCUUCCUCGGCCCCCUCCCCAUCGCCCCCAGGGUCCCCCUCUCAUGGGCACAAGGAAAGGGGAGACUCUGAAGGCAGUCACACAGCCACGGCCGAAGCACCAGGCAACGCAUGUUCCAUCUUCUGCCCGGCCACCUCCUCCCUAUUUGAAGCUAGAUCGCCUCUGUCAACAGCCCACCUGCUCACCCGACCAUCACUGCCACCAGGAUGCUUGGGGCCACAGCUGAGGGUGGAGUCCCAGAGGAGGACGGCUCUGUGUGCCCUCAAUCCCCAGCCUUUCAUCAGAAGGAGCGCUGCCCACCGCCAGCCAGGGCUCCAGCUCCAGCUGCCUGGCUCCGGCCCCCCCGGCACCCCCUGGGAUUCCCAGCUCAGCCAGAGCAGCAGCGGUGAGGAGAGCCCCAAGCAGGAUGCAGAGCCUUGGGGCGGCCCCUGUGGCCCAGAACUGCAGGGCGGUGGCAGCAGGCAUGCAUCUCCAGAGCUCUGUGUGCUGGGCCACGGGCUGCAGCCGGAAGCCCGCACCGGCCGUGUCCAGGACAAACCCCAGCCGGAGCCACAGCCCCAGGCAGAAGGAGGUGUCCCGACGGGCUGGCCAAUGGGGUCACACUGA